This is a messenger RNA of Fonsecaea nubica, 1791 nucleotides long. RefSeq lists its product as hypothetical. Lineage: Eukaryota; Fungi; Ascomycota; Eurotiomycetes; Chaetothyriales; Herpotrichiellaceae. Gene Ontology annotation, biological process: transmembrane transport. The record is from RefSeq and is a predicted model, not a curated record. The transcript is spliced from 8 exons. The coding region runs from base 1 to 1791 and encodes 596 amino acids. Gene Ontology annotation, molecular function: transmembrane transporter activity.
AUGAGCUCCGCAGUGAAUCCCGGACAGAACGAGCAGGUGGCUCCUGUCCAGGUUGCGGACAAGCCGUUGGGCGAACACCACGAGACGGCCGUCGAGCAUGUCAAGGAGGUCAACGACGCCAUUGCCAGGGUCGACUCGCACCUGGACAACACGCAUGUCGCGCUCGGUUGGCGAUCAUGGCUGGUGGUGCUCGUCACCAUGUUUGGCAACUUGACCUUGGUUUUUGUCGUCGUGGCGGCAGGCUCGGUCAUUGCCUUUAUCAUUCGAGACCUGGGUCAUCCCGGACUGGCCGGCUGGAUCAUCCAGGGUCCGUUGCUGGUUCAGAGUGUCCUGUGUCCCAUCAUAGGGAGGCUGUCGGACGUGGUGGACCGCAAAUACCUCGCCUGCAUUCAACUGUCGGUCGCCUUUGUCGGAUCCGUCGUGUCUGCCACGGCCCAUUCCAUGAACACCUUGAUAGGAGGAGGGAUCCUGAUCGGCGUGGGCCUUUCGUCUUUGGGCAUCAUUGUGGCCAUCCCCGCCGAAGUGCUCCCGUUGAAGUACCGAGCCAUUGCCAACGGGGCGAACUUCCUCGGCGGCGCCUUUGGAGGCCUGGUUGGACAGCUCGGCGCCGGCGCCGUCACCAACGUCGAAAAGGACGGCUGGCGCAACAUCUUCUGGAUGCAAGCCGCUUUCCACGGCGCCACGGUCCUCAUGCUCCUGGCCUUCUAUUUCCCGCCCCGCCGCUCCGACUACCCCAAGAUGACCUUUGUCGAGGUACUGUGGUCGCUCGAUCCCAUCGGCGCCGUCCUCUUCGUCGGUGGCGCCACCCUGACUAUCUUGUCAUUGGACUGGACCGGCGGCACGUAUGCGUGGAGCGACGCCCAUGUCAUCGCUCCGCUUGUCAUUGGCAUCGUUCUGCUGAUCUUGUUUGGGAUAUAUGAAUGGAAGGGACGGACCGAUGGAAUCGUUGCCCAUGUCAUGUUCAAGAACGGAUACAAUUUCCCUCUGGCCGUCUUUGCCUUUGCGGUAGAAGGAUGGAUCUUCUACAGCGCCGUCAACAGCGUGACUCCACAAGUGAUUCUCAAUCUCGGAUGGGAGACGACGUCGUGGCAAAUCUCGAUCCGCCAACUGGCGUACCAGCUGCCGACGAUUGGUUUCUCGAUUCCCAUGGUUCUCUACUCGACCAAAUACAAAGACCUCAAGAACCCGCUGAUCUUCACGUACACGGUCUUCCUGAUCGUCUGCAUCUGCUACGCGACGAUCAAACCCAGCGAGAACCACGCACAGUACGCGUUCGCGGUGCUGGCGGGGAUCGGACAGGCGGGCCCCUUGACGCUGAUCCUGGCGCUGGUGCAGUUCGCGGCGCCGCACGCCUUCAUCGCGACGGCGUCGGGGUUUGCGCUGUCGGCGCGGGCGAUUGGGGGCGCGUUCGGGUCGGCGGUGCUCGACGCCAUCAUCAACGGCAAGAUCGACGCGACGCUGGCGCGCGACGUGACGCGCGCCGCCACGGGCGCGGGCCUCCCCGCGAGCUCGGUGCCGGACCUGCUCGAGGCCAUCGGCGCGGGUGAGGGGUUCGACGCCGUGCGCGGCCUCAACGGCACCAUCCUCGACGCGGCCCUCGACGCCCGCAACUGGGCCUACGCCCGCGCCUACCGCCUCGCCUGGGCGAGCAUCAUCCCCUUUGUCGCCCUGGCCAUUGUCGCCGUCAUCUUCAUCAAGCACGUCAAGGAGCUCAUGACCGAGCACGUCGAGGCGAGUGUCGAGAGGAGGCCUGCCGCCGCGGCGGCUAGGAGAGACGAGGAGAAGAACUGA